Messenger RNA from Closterium sp. NIES-65, 1479 nucleotides. NCBI's taxonomy places the organism in Eukaryota, Viridiplantae, Streptophyta, Zygnematophyceae, Desmidiales, Closteriaceae. The record is from the annotation of a GenBank genome assembly.
AUGGCUAGUCCUAAUGUGAUUACCUUUGAUGUUGAGGGCCAUGCGGUCGAUUUUGAGGUUUGGGUAGAUGACUUGCAGCUCUAUCUUCAGUGCGACUCCAGGGACGGAGUCUCGCUUCACCUGCCGUCUGCUGAGCGCGCGCACUUUGGUCAGUAUAAGACUGCUAAGUCUCUGGAUGAUGCUGUUGUCGCACGCUACUCCUCCCCUGCCUUUGCUGCCCUCAGCCGCCUCAUGCUACCGUACUUGUUCCCUCACCUAGCCGCGUUUGCCACAGUCGCUGACCUCAUCACUCACCUCCACACUAGUGACACCCGCUACCGCGCUGCGCUUCCCUCCGAGUUCUGUGCCAAGAACCUCCCCCCCAUGUACAUCACCCUCUUCUACCUCGUCACCCGCCUCCGUGACUCUCUUCGCUCACAUAGCCGCUUAGGAGCUUCUCGCGGCGACCCUCGCGCCUCUUUCUUUGAGGGGUGCUCCCCUGUCCCCCUUUUGCCCUCUGUUGCUUCUGCUGCUGCUGUCGACCUCGUUGGCACCGAGGCAGUCGGGACUGCGUCUGCUCCUAGUAGGAGGCGCCGUAGCGGCAAGGGCAAGGGGGGCAAGGGUGGUGGAGGGGACGGCGGGGGCGGCGGUGGCGGCGGUGGAGGAGGUGGACGGGGUGGGAGUGGAGGUGGGGGUGGAGGCGGGAGUGGGGGCGUCGAUGGCGGCGGUGGAGGUGGAGGCGGCGGCGGCAGCGGCAGUGGGGGUGGCGGCGGCGGUGGUGCUGGGCGGGGUGGAGCCGUGCAGCGUGGAGGCUUUGGCGGUGGCCAGCGCCAGCAGAAGCCGCGUUCCCGUGAGGCCCCGUCGCCUCAGCAGCUUCGUGAGUGGUACGCUGGGUGUGGGAGGCCUGGGGAUGCUGGUCCGUGCGCUUACGUUCUCCGCACUGGCGACCAGCGUGGGGAGACGUGCGGCCUGCCGCAUGCUACGCAGCGCUGUUUCGGUCGCCUGACUGAUGCCUGGCGCGCACAGUUUCCUGAUGCUACAGAGCUCCCUUGCUGGGCUGAUCUGCUUAAGUCUGGUGUAGCUAUCUUUGAUCUUGAGUAUGAUGGUAUCCUUGCUGCCAUGUAUGCUGUGACUAUUAGUGCUGAGGGUGACUGUUACCUGUGUGUGCCGCCUGACCCAGAUAUAGAGGCUGCUGCUCUAGGUGCUAGUGAGUCUGCUGCUCCAGGUACUGGUAAGCCUGCUGCUCUAAGUGCUGGUGAGUCUGCUCUCUCAGGCACUGCGCCUGCUGAGGCCUUGCACACUUUCACUCUUAACUCCGGUGCCUCCCGCUCCUUCUUUUGCAACAGCACCACACUCACGCCGCUCAGUCAGCCGGUUGCUGUCUCCCUGACGGACCCCUCUGGGGGCCCAUUCUUUGCACACUCCUCUACGGUUCUGUCGUGUCCAGCGGUCCCGUCUUCACCUCCCCUUGUUCUCUACGAACUUGGUGAGUGGAGCUGA